This is a messenger RNA of Aspergillus steynii IBT 23096, 3361 nucleotides long. RefSeq lists its product as uncharacterized. Gene Ontology annotation, biological process: protein N-linked glycosylation. Gene Ontology annotation, molecular function: alpha-1,2-mannosyltransferase activity. The record is from RefSeq and is a predicted model, not a curated record. Bases 20 to 3283 code for a protein of 1087 amino acids. NCBI's taxonomy places the organism in Eukaryota, Fungi, Ascomycota, Eurotiomycetes, Eurotiales, Aspergillaceae. The transcript is spliced from 10 exons. Gene Ontology annotation, cellular component: endoplasmic reticulum membrane.
UGAGAAUAUAUUCAUUACAAUGGCUUCUGCCAGGAGGAACGUCGAGGUUCCCCCAGUCCCCGCGGGACGGGCUGCUCCUCGUACUAAACAACGUCCUCCGCCGCCGCCGUUCUACAUUCCCUUAAACAUCACCCUCUAUGUGUGUCUUAUUUCAAACGGAAUCGCUGCUUUCCUUGCGCCAAUUCAGGAUUGCGAUGAAGUGUUUAAUUUCUGGGAACCCGCGCAUUACCUGGAUCAUGGAUACGGCCUGCAGACGUGGGAGUACUCGCCUGUCUACUCCAUCCGCAGCUGGCUCUACGUUACCAUCCAUGCCUUCGUCGGGAAAGUCAGUUCGUUGGUGGUCGGCUCGAAAAGGGCGGAGUUCUAUGCCAUCCGAGUCUUCCUGGCCCUGUUCUGCGCGGCCUGUCAAACCCGGUUAUAUUCCGCCAUCUGUCGAACGCUGAGCCCCCGCAUCGGCCUGCUCUUUCUCAUGGUGAUCGCAUUCAGCCCGGGCAUGUUCCACGCGUCGGCCUCGUUUCUUCCGUCCAGUUUCACCAUGUACAUGUCCAUGCUCGGUCUGACGGCCUUUUUGGAUUGGAGAUCCGGUCAGAAAACGGCUCAGGGAAUCAUGUGGUUUGGUCUGGGUGCGAUUGUGGGUUGGCCGUUUGCCGGAGCGCUGAUCGUUCCUCUACUGUUGGAAGAAAUCGCUAUCGGUUUUAUUUCGGGGUCCUUGCGCACGGUGUUUGCCAGCAUCCUCAACGGAGCCUUGAGAUGUCUGGCGAUUCUAGCUGUGGAAAUCGGCGUUGACUACGCUUUUCUGCGGAAGUUUGCUAUCGUGCCCUGGAAUAUCGUCGCCUACAAUAUCUUCGGAGGAGAGGGUCGUGGCCCGGAAAUCUUCGGGACUGAGCCCUGGACGUUCUAUAUCCGGAACUUGUUGCUUAAUUUCAACGUUUGGUUUGUCUUUGCCAUUUCGGCGGCGCCGCUCCUUUUCUUCCAGGCCGUCUUCCGACAGCAGACGACCAGCAAAGAGACCCUGUGGCGCACCGUCACGCUCAUCACGCCCUUCUAUAUGUGGUUUGCGAUCUUCACUGUGCAACCCCACAAGGAAGAGCGAUUCAUGUAUCCCGCAUAUCCUUUCCUCGCGCUCAAUGCGUCCAUCUCCUUCCACAUGAUUCUGUCCUAUGUAGGGUCUGGUAACCCUCGAGAGAUCAUGGGACGGAUCCCUGCCAAACUGAAGCUGGCUGCCGUCAUGGCCGUGGUCCUUGCCGCCAUCAACGCCGGCCUGUUGCGAACCGUCGGCAUGAUCACCGCCUACAACGCUCCUCUGAAGGUAUUUGCGCCGCUGGAGCAACCCGGCGUUGCUCACGCGGGUGAUUCGGUGUGUUUCGGCAAGGAGUGGUAUCGAUUCCCAUCGUCCUUCUUUCUGCCCGAGGGGAUGCGCGCGAACUUUAUCCGCAGCGAAUUCCGUGGGUUGCUUCCUGGGCAGUUUCCUGACGCGGCGAAUGUGGCUUCGCUGCUGGAGGGAACGUCGCAAAUUCCCGAGGGCAUGAACGAUCUCAACAAGGAAGAUCCUAGCAAAUAUGUGGACCUGUCGCAAUGUUCCUUCCUCGUCGACUCGUCCUUCCCGGGACAAUCGAUCACGCAGCUCGAACCCGACUAUGUGCACGACGAAGCGCACUGGGAGCGUCUCUCAUGCAAGGACUUCCUGGAUACGUCACAGACCGGACUACUCGGGCGGUUGAUCUGGAUCCCCGACUUGCCGAUCAUCCCGGAUCAAUUCCGCCGCAAAUGGGGCCAGUACUGUCUGCUCCGGCGCCGCAGCGACAAUUCUGCGACCAUACAAUCCAAGUGUGGUCGACAUCCCGCGGAUUACCCCGGGUUGGAGAUCCCUUGCGCCCUCGCAGUCCUUCUUCUGGGCGGCAUGCGGGCUUUUCCUAUUCGAGAUAAGAAAUCCUGGUGUCACGUCAGUCGCGAGAUAAGCCUUCCACUUGCUUUCCCCAUUGGAUCGCCGCCGGGAUCAUCCUUCUCGGAGAGCCCGAAACGGAUAACAAUCAUGUCUCAACUGGCCCAUCUUCGCAUCGGUCCUUAUCGUAUACAAGACGUCUCCGCUAUUCUGCUUCUCGCCACCAUCAGCGCCUAUCUCGUCGCUCAUUUCUUUCGGCAGAAGUUCAAGUCAUACUCCAGGCCGUCCACGCCGGAUCUCGAGCACAAGUCUUCCGUUCAGGCGAGAGGCUGGAAGGCCGAGAGGAAACCGGGAGAAUGGACCCCCUCAGACUUCAAGCGUCCGCCUGCAUCCCCAUACCCAGACUGGGAUGUCCACACCACCAAGCCGAUCCCAUAUCGUCCAUUUAGAUAUGGGCCAAAGUAUUUUAUCACUAUGGGCUUGAGAAGUAUGGAUUGGGACGAAUGGAUCGAGCUCGACAAUCACUAUCUCCGCUACCACGCCGACAAAGCCCAACGCAUCAAAGACCGGGGCGAGAAAUGCUGCCGCACCGCCCCCGAGGCAAUGGAUGCAGCGAUCGAGCUGUUGGAGGAACUAACAUCCUACCUCCCCCAACGCUACCCCACCCUCUUCCACAAAACCCCCACCGGCCUCACCAACCUCCUCACCCACGAAACCUUCGACAUCACCACCCGCCCCCUCCCCGAAGACCCCAUGACCACCGCCGCGCGCCUCAUCCAAGACGACAUCGCCAUCAUGAUCGAGCGCCCGGACGGCGACUACUACCUGCUCGCCGGUUGCGUCCUCCUCGCCGGCUUCUGGCGCCUCAGCGACAAAUACGGCAUGCGGCUGUCUGAAAUCCACACUUCCGGCAACGUCCCCGGCUACAAAACCAAACUCGAAAAAGGCAUGCUGAAUUUCUUCCGCCGCAUCAAGCCCCACGACCCCGUCGUGCGCAACAACUACUUCAUCCAAGUCGAUAACGAACUCCCUUGGUCGAGCAGUAUCGGCUCCGAAGAUUCCAAAGAAGUAUCGUGGAACACAGCGCAGAAGAACAAGGCCAUCGAGCACCACUUUUUCCGCUCCGAGAGGCAGUCCCUGCGCCGGUUGCCAAGGUCAGGGGGCGUCGUGUUCACGAUCAGGACGUAUUUCGAGCCGGUGGUCGCCGUCGCGGAGGAGGACUAUGUCCCUGGGCGCUUGGCGAGUGCGAUUCGGAGCUGGGGCGACGAUGUAGCGGUUUAUAAAGGUCGGGAGAGGUAUGGGGAGGUGCUGUUGGAGUUUUUGGAUCGGAAGCAUGAGGAACAGGUGGCGAGGGGGUUGGAUGUUGAUGGGGAGGAGGAGGUCAGGAAGUAUCCCUUUUGAGUUUAUUGCUUUCUCUAUCUGUGUCUCUAUUUAGGUGGGUGGGCAUAUUGCUUGAUUAUUAGGUAUAUCAGGGUAAAU